AUGCUUGGCGGAGAACUGGCCGAAGCCGUCAUUGACACUGGCGCCUCGAAAAGUUUCGUAUCACUACGAGUUGCAGAACAUAUGGCAACCAGGAAUGGUAAGAAGGUGACCGUAGCUCUUGAAAUACAAAUGGCCGAUGGCACCACGAGCAAGAUCUUUGACGCCGUGGAGACCAACAUUCAACUCGGACAGACAUCGCUAAAAGCAGUGCUACACGUGAUGCCCGGAGCGAUUGAUGACGUCAUACUCGGAUUGGAUACACUGGGGAACAUGGGAGCUGUAGUAUCCUGCGGAGGUCAUCAGGUAGUGCUGAAAGCAUCAGAUGGUCAGAAAUCAACUGCCUCCCGCACCAUGUCAUCAGAAGCCGUAAGCAACGUGACCCUUACAACACCAGACACACGCCCGCUAAAACGCAGAAGGAAGAGGAAAAGAAGACGUAAGCUUAAGUGCAGGAGGGUCAAUCGACUCGAGACUUCAUCGACCGCCAACCAGCGAAACGAAGCAGCUCGCAUACGUGACUUCCUGGACGAGGAACUUCGAAAAUUCGAAAGCAUGAGUGGAGUAACGACCGUGGCGGAGCACAAAAUCACUAUGACCGACGACCGGCCCAUCAAGCAACGAUAUUUUCCAAGGAACCCAGCGAUGCAGGCCAUUAUAAACGACGAGAUCGACGAGCUGUUGUCGAAGGGAUGUAUCGAGCCGUCUCACAGCCCACACAGCGCGCCGAUUGUAUUGGCCAGGAAGAAGAACGGUAAGUGGCGUUUAUGCGUGGAUUAUCGGCAACUCAACGCCCGAUCUGUACCCGACGCGUACCCCUUACUUAGGAUACAACACAUACUUGGCAAGUUACGAAGAGCAAGGUACAUUAGUAGUCUGGACCUCAAGAACGGCUACUGGCAGAUACCUUUGGAGCGAGGCAGCCGCCCAUAUACAGCCUUCACCGUACCUGGGCGUGGCCUAUUUCAAUGGCGUGUCAUGCCAUUCGGCUUACACUCGGCACCAGCGACGUUCCAGAGAGUACUCGACCAGGUCAUAGGCCCGGAGAUGGAACCACACGCCUUCGCCUACCUUGACGAUAUAAUCGUCAUAGGCUCUACAUUCGAGGAACAUAUAAGAAAUUUACGAAAGGUACUGCAGAGACUACAGCAGAACAACCUUCGAAUUAACCCUGAAAAGUGCGAAUUUUUCAAGAAGGAACUCCGAUAUUUAGGUCAUGUGAUCAGUGACAAAGGCAUUCACACCGAUCCCGAGAAAGUUGCAGCAAUCCAGGAACUGAAGCCCCCAACUAACGUGAAAGAAGUACGUCAAUAUCUUGGGAUAGCCUCCUGGUAUCGCCGCUUUGUACCCGACUUCGCGACCAUGAGCCAGCCGCUCACAGCACUCUUGAAGAAAGGGAAACACUGGAAGUGGGGUUCUGAGCAACAAUCGGCAUUUGAAAGUAUCAAGCGAAAGUUAACGGAGGCUCCCGUCCUGGCAUGUCCGGAUUUCAGCCAGACAUUCACGUUGCAGACGGACGCUAGCAACAUCGGCCUUGGAGCUGUGCUGACACAGAAUCUGGAAAGAGGCGAACGCGUAAUAGCCUACGCCAGCCGAAAAUUAAACGAGGCGGAGAAAAACUAUUCAGCUACCGAAAAGGAGUGCCUCGCCAUAGUCUGGGGAAUUCGGAAAAUGAGACCCUACCUAGAAGGAUAUCAAUUUAAGGUGAUAACCGAUCAUAUGUCACUGAAGUGGCUCAUAGAAAGCCCUUCCGGUCGUAUAGCACGAUGGGCUUUAGAAUUACAGUAGUAUACCUUCGACAUCGAGUAUCGUAAAGGGAAACUCAACCAAGUACCAGACGCACUGUCCCGACAGCCGCUAGAGACCAUAAGGCAAGCGACGACGAUGGCUCCACAGUGUAAAUGGUGGCGAAAGCGAGUAGAGGAAGUUCGCGCAAAUCCAGAGAAAUACGCGGAUUACAUGGAAAAGGAUGGCCAACUUUAUCGCCACAUUCCGUGUCGAUCCCAGGACGAAGAGGCUGUACCCUGGAAGUUUUGUGUGCCUAAACCCCUCCGCAUAAGGGUGUUACAAGAGAACCAUGAUAUACCUAGUGCCGGACACAUGGCCAUACGCCGGACAGUAGCCCGAAUCGCCAAUCGAUAUUACUGGCCAGGAAUGCACCGCGACAUUAGCCAGUACGUAUGCCAGUGUGAGUCCUGCCAUAAAUACAAGGAAGGACAGCAGAGACCAGCAGGGAAGAUGCUUUCACAGGUGGCACAAGAGCCGUUUGCCACAGUUUGCACCGACUUUAUAGGACCCUUACCGCGAUCAACCCAUGGCAAUACAAUGCUACUGGUAUUUUUCGACCACUUCAGCAAGUGGGUUGAAUUAGUCCCCAUGAGGCGCGCUACAGCUGAAGGACUUCGUCGCGCAUUUCGAGAAAGAAUCCUCGCAAGAUUUGGUGUUCCGAAGAUUCUUAUUUCGGACAAUGGUGUUCAAUAUACUAGUACACUAUGGCAACGUUAUCUAAAGGAAUUAGGAGUGCGCCAGCAAUUCACCGCACCUUAUACCCCUCAAGAGAAUCCCACGGAAAGGGUAAACCGUACGAUCAAACGAAUUAUCGCGCAACUCAGCAAAUCUCGACACCAGCAAUGGGACGAUUUUCUCCCAGAGAUCGAGCUCGCAGUAAAUUCCAGCAUCUCGGACUCCACAGGGUAUAGCCCGGCAUUUCUCGUACAAGGAAGGGAACCGCGACUGCCAAAGGCCCUCUUCGACGAAGUUAAUAUCGGCACAGGUAUGAUGCCCACGACGGCUGAAGAGAAAUAUAACAGGAUGCAGGAAGCCUUCCGAAUCGUUCGACAAAACAUGGAGAGAGCGUCUACGGACCAAGCCCGCCAUUAUAAUCUGAGGCCUCGCAUACGGGACUUCCUGGACGAGAAACUUCGAAAAUUCGAAAGCAUGAGUGGAGUAACGACCGUGGCGGAGCAUAAAAUCACAAUGACCGACCACCGGCCCAUCAAGCAACGAUAUUUUCCAAGGAACCUAGCGAUGCAGGCCAUUAUAAAUGACGAGAUCGACGAGCUGUUGUCGAAGGGAUGUAUCGAGCGCCGAUUGUAUUGGCCAGAGAAGAACGGUAAGUGGCGUUUAUGCGUGGAUUAUCGGCAACUCAACGCCCGAUCUGUACCCGACGCAUACCCCUUUCUAGGAUGUGUGCAACACAUACUUGACAAAUUACGAAGAUCAAGGUACAUUAGUAGUCUGGACCUCAAGAACGGCUAUUGGCAGAUACAUUUGGAGCGAGGCAGCCGCCCAUAUACAGCCUUCACCGUACCUGGGCGUGGCCUAUUUCAAUGGCGUGUCAUGCCAUUCGGCUUACACUCGGCACCAGCGACGUUCCAGAGAGUUCUCGACCAGGUCAUAGGCCCUGAGAUGGAACCACACGCCUUCGCCUACCUUGACGAUAUAAUCGUCAUAGGCUCUACAUUCGAGGAACAUAUAAUAAAUUUACGAAAGGUACUGCAGAGACUACAGCAGAACAACCUUCGAAUUAACCCUGAAAAGUGCGAGUUCUUCAAGAAGGAACUCCGAUAUUUAGGUCAUGUGAUCAGUGACAAAGGCAUUCACACCGAUCCCGGGAAAGUUGCAGCAAUCCAGGAACUGAAGCCCCCAACUAACGUGAAAGAAGUACGUCAAUAUCUUGGGAUAGCCUCCUGGUAUCGCCGCUUUGUACCCGACUUCGCGACCAUGAGCCAGCCGCUCACAGCACUCUUGAAGAAAGGGAAACACUGGAAGUGGGGUGCUGAGCAACAAUCGGCAUUUGAAAGUAUCAAGCGAAAGUUAACGGAGGCUCCCGUCCUGGCAUGUCCGGAUUUCAGCCAGACAUUCACGUUGCAGACGGACGCUAGCAACAUCGGCCUUGGAGCUGUGCUGACACAGAAUCUGGAAGGAGGCGCACGCGUAAUAGCCUACGCCAGCCGAAAAUUAAACGAGGCGGAGAAAAACUUUUCAGCUACCGAAAAGGAGUGCCUCGCCAUAGUCUGGGGAAUUCGGAAAAUGAGACCCUACCUAGAAGGAUAUCGAUUUAGGGUGAUCACCGAUCAUAUGUCAUUGAAGUGACUGAAUUCCAUAGAAAGCCCUUCCGGUCGUAUAGCACGAUGGGCUUUAGAAUUGCAGCAGCAUACCUUCGACAUCGAGCAUCGUAAAGGGAAACUCAACCAAGUAGCAGACGUACUGUCCCAACAGCCGCUAGAGACCAUAAGGCAAGCGACGACGAUGGCUCCACAAUGUAAAUGGUGGCGAAAGCGACUAGAGGAAGUUCGCGCAAAUCCAGAGAAGUACGCGGAUUACAUGGAAAAGGAUGGCCAACUUUAUCGCCACAUUCCGUGUCGAUCCCAGGAUGAAGAGGCUGUACCCUGGAAGUUAUGUGUGCCUAAACCCCUCCGCAUAAGGGUGUUACAAGAGAACCACGAUAUACCUAGUGCCGGACACAUGGGCAUACGCCGGACAGUAGCCCGAGUCGCCAAUCGAUAUUACUGGCCGGGAAUGUACCGCGACAUUAGCCAGUACGUACGCCAGUGUGAGUCCUGCCAGAAAUACAAGGAAGGACAGCAGAGACCAGCAGGGAAGAUGCUUUCACAGGUGGCACAAGAGCCGUUUGCCACAGUUUGCACCGACUUUAUAGGGCCCUUACCGCGAUCAACCCAUGGCAAUACAAUGCUACUGGUUUUUUUCGACCGCUUCAGCAAGUGGGUUGAAUUAGUCCCCAUGAGGCGCGCUACAGCUGAAGGACUUCGUCGCGCAUUUCGAGAAAGAAUCCUCGCAAGAUUUGGUGUUCCGAAGAUUCUUAUUUCGGACAAUGGUGUUCAAUAUACUAGUACACUAUGGCAACGUUAUCUAAAGGAAUUAGGAGUGCGCCAGCAAUUCACCGCACCUUAUACCCCUCAAGAGAAUCCCACGGAAAGGGUAAACCGUACGAUCAAACGAAUUAUCGCGCAACUCAGCAAAUCUCGACACCAGCAAUGGGACGAUUUUCUCCCAGAGGAAGGGAACCGCGACUGCCAAGGAAGGGAACCGCGACUGCCAAAGGCCCUCUUCGACGAAGUUAAUAUCGGCACAGGUAUGAUGCCCACGACGGCUGAAGAGAAAUAUAACAGGAUGCAGGAAGCCUUCCGAAUCGUUCGACAAAACAUGGAGAGAGCGUCUACGGACCAAGCCCGCCAUUAUAAUCUGAGGCGUAGAAAAUGGACCCCCGCGAUCGGAGAGCUAGUUCUCGCGAAGGAGCAUCACCUUUCUAAAGCCGCGGACGGUUUCGCCGCAAAGUUAGCCCCGAAGUACGACGGUCCUUAUAAAAUCCUGAGACACAUUUCACCAGUUAUCGUACAUGUUCGAAAGAUUCACAGCGACAAGGAGAAAACAGUGAACAUCAUCGAAUUGAAGUUGUACAACACAGCAGUGUAA
Molecule: messenger RNA, 5433 nt
Organism: Bactrocera tryoni
Lineage: Eukaryota; Metazoa; Arthropoda; Insecta; Diptera; Tephritidae
Biological process (GO): DNA integration; proteolysis
Molecular function (GO): aspartic-type endopeptidase activity; nucleic acid binding
Source: RefSeq, a predicted model, not a curated record